AUGUGUCGCAAGAAAAAGAUCAAAUGUGAUGGCAAAAUGCCCAAGUGCUCACACUGCAUUAAUUACAAGACGGAAUGCAUUUUCACCCAAGUCGAGAAGAAGCGCAACCCCCCGAAAGGGGCGAAAUACAUCGAAGGCCUCGAAAAUCGCCUAGGGCGCAUGGAGUCGCUAUUGCGCUUGUCGGGUCUCUUGUCGGAGGAUGACGGUGGCAAGACGGAUCUUGGAACAUUAGAGAAACGACUUGCCGAUCGAACGAAUGCACUGAAUGCAGCAAAUGCAGCAAGUGCGACAAAUGCAACGAAAAACGCAGCCAAAUCCAUGGCCCAAGCAGCCCAGCGAGCCCCAAGCUCCCACCACACUACUCCAAGGAUGGACUCCAACUCCAGCCCUCAGACGGCCGCUACAUCACCGGAAUCACAUAAGUCGGAAACUGAAGUUGAAGCCCUGUCGGAUAUGAUGUGCUCUUUAGUGACAAAUAAUUGCGGUGAGACUCGGUAUAUUGGAUCCUCAUCUGGAUUUUCUAUAUUCUCACCCAAGGGCAUUCAAUGGGUCAAUGAGAAGACCGGUGAUACAUCUUUCCAGGACAUGAUAUCAUCGGCGUAUGUCGAUGACAACAAGUGGAUGUAUUGGAAACCCGAGAUCUUUAGCGAUAUCUUCGCAAGACGUGUGUUCAAACCUCUACCACCAAAAGAAGAGGCUCUUUCACUGUUCAAAGAUUUUUUCGAAAACUUCAACUGCCUGUUCCCGUUGUUCCACGAAGCCACAUUCAUGCAUCUGGUAGAGCGACAAUACUCACGCGACCCCUACGAGGGCUCAGGUUGGUGGGCUAGCAUCAAUGUUGCUCUGGCCAUCUCUCACAGACUCAGAGUUAUGAGUAACCUGGUACCACAUGAGGAGGAUAAAAAAGCUUGGCUAUACUUAAAGAACGCCAUGGGGGUUCUGACUGAACUCACAAUGCGCAACACCGAUCUUUUGAGUGUGCAAGCACUCCUGGGCAUGUCUCUAUUCCUACAGGGGACUCCUAACCCACAGCCUGCCUUCUUCCUCGUUGCCGCGGCCAUUCGACUGUCUCAUAGCAUUGGUCUGCACAAACGCGGCUCUGGCUUCGGUCUCAAUCCAGUCGAAGUUGAGCAGCGGAAGAGAGUCUUUUGGAUUGCAUACCUCUGCGAUAAAGACAUUUGUCUCCGGUCCGGUCGCCCGCCAGUACAGGACGACGAUGACAUGAAUGUCGAGCUGCCGAGUGAAGACCCACCAGACAAUGUCGGAAACGUACCAUUGGCCGAUGGAAGAAGCAAGUUCAACCUAUUCCGUUCGCUCUGUGAAUUCGCCACCAUUGAAAGUCAUGUUUACAAGCGGCUUUACUCCGCCAAGGCAUCGAAACAGUCUGAUGGCGAAUUGCUCAAUACAAUUGGGGAACUUGACAAAGAACUGGAAGACUGGAAGGAUAGUAUCCCUAUUGACUUCCGACCCGAAAACGAUAUUCAAGCUACACACACGCCGCUCAUCAUCCACGUUGUUGUACUACAUUUCGCAUACUACAACUGCCUGACGACCAUCCACCGCAUGUCUGUCCACCAUGGCUAUUGGACCAGCCGUCUUUCCAAUUAUGCCAUCCAGGGACUCAAUGCUCGACCUCUAAAUCCCAGGGUCUUUUUGUCGGCAGUUCUGUGUGUCACUGCUGCCAGGGCUUCAAUCAACUUAAUAAAGUAUAUUCCACAAGGCGAUUUUGCCUGUGUUUGGCUGAUUCUCUACUAUCCGGUCUCUGCUCUUGUAACCCUGUUUGCCAACAUACUUCAGAACCCCAAUGAUGCUCGUGCUCGCUCCGACGUCAAAUUAAUGAACGUGGUGGUCAACUUCCUCUCUACCCUAGUCUCUGAUGAAUCCAAUGGCAGCAUCAAGCGUAUGCUUGGUCUUUGUGGUGAAUUUGAGAGGAUCGCCAAGGUGGUAUUGGAUCGCUCAGAAAAGGAAUCCCAAUCUCGCAAAAAACGCAAGACUGCCCCGGAAGACUCAGCGGAACAAGGCGAAGAGAACCAAUCGAGAACUUCCCCGUCCGCCAAACGUUCACAACCGCCGCCCACUUCCGCCGCCUUCUCUCCCUCUGUAUUUACAACCCCCACGGCCGCAGGCCCCUCGCCUGGCCCGGGUGGAUCCUUUUCAGGGGCUACAAGGCCACCGACAAGUGGCAUGCCUGCAGAUCUCCCAAGCAAUGUCCAUUCCAUGUCUGGCGUCGGACAAGAUUUCUCAGAUAUCCUCAGUCCCGAGCAGAUGGCGGGUGUCGGGUUCCCCGAUCAGCCUCCAUUUGGCGGUGCUAGCCCAGGAAUGGCGCCAUUCCAACAGCCAUUUGUUCCCCAGGAUCUAUGGCAAAUGCCCAUGACAAUCGAAUGGGACUGGGCAGAUAUGACCACUAAUUUCCCCCCAUUUGAAGGUGCUGGCCCACCACCGGGGCAGUGA
Molecule: messenger RNA, 2451 nt
Organism: Penicillium salamii
Lineage: Eukaryota; Fungi; Ascomycota; Eurotiomycetes; Eurotiales; Aspergillaceae
Source: the annotation of a GenBank genome assembly